CGAGGUCGGUUCAAUUCAUUAGUCAAGGGCUAGAAAGGGUCCUCUUGGCGGGUCACAUCUCCCGUGGUCUAGCCUGCAAAUCACAGGGGGACCCAUCGUGUCCGGAGGAAAGCCCUCUGGGGUUUUUCGAUAACCAGCCCUGGACACCCUAUUGUAUCUAGCCAACCCUAUCAAGCCGCGUAACAGACAGAAAAGGCUGGCCACUUACUACCUUACUUAUUGCCUUGCAGUCCCAACAUAAAUCAUCCCUGCUUUGUGUGGGUUGAUCAGCUACUAGGAUACCUUGACAUUUCGUCAUGAUUUUAGUCUUAAUGCUGGCUCCUAGUCCAUGAGCUGAACCCUCCUCCAGACGACCAGAUAGAUAGACAUAUUACUGGGGGGAACUCUUUGUCAUCUCGUUACCGGGUUUCGGAGUCUUUAAGCAACCUUCCUAACGCUAUUUAUUCCCCGUUGCUGCUAGUCCUCUCAGACAAAUUAGGACAUAACGAAUCCAUCAGCACUACUGUCUGAUCCUGCUGGAUCAGUACUUACACUUAAUUACCUUCAGUGUCACUUCCACUUCUUGGAUCUGCGAUGCUUUGAACUCCUACGCCUUAGUCAAGAAGAAACAUAAGACAUCUGUGGCCUGUGUUACAUUUAAUCUCAUUCUUAUUUCUGACCUCGAAUUGUUUAUUUUCCCACAUUGUUGCUCCUACUUACUGUUGACACCACCUCGCCAUCAUACACCUUUCGUCAUGUCAGGAACGGCUUCUCCACGCAGCGGUCGACCGCUAACAACAUCGUAUGUCGACUUGAUGAAGCCAGAUGAGGACUGGAGGAAUCUACCCGAUGCAGCUGAGCGGAGGAAAAUUCAGAACCGCCUUGCCCAACGGGCAUAUCGGCGUAAUAUGAGGGAUCGAACCAAGGAGGUAGAGAGGUUGAAGAAGCAAUUACAGCAACUCCAGCAAUCCAUGAGUACAGACCCUUCGACCACGCCGCCGCCUGAGCAUGAGCUCCCUUCUGGCGGAAGGAGUCCUUCCAGUCUAGCAGACGUACACGCUCAGGCCUCCGACGUGACAGCAUCAGCAACGACACCCAAUGGAACACGACGAAUGAGCGAUUACCUGCAGAGUUGGCCACAUGCUUCAGGCCCGGAGCAACUCACUGGACUUGGGCUCACGGCGGAUGGAGAAAACCCGCUUGGAUUCGACACGACGUCUUAUUUUCCCCAGGUUCACGCCUCUAACGAAGUUGUCUCGGAUCUGCCUCCUACGAGCCGGCGAGCUCGUGCUGUCACGGCUAACGUUUCUUCUACAUCCGUUCAACAUCCCCACCAUCUACGGAGUCAUAGCCAUACUAUACCUCCGAUUUACACAUCUAGCUGCCAUAGCCCUAUGCCGUGGGGACAGGGCACAGCAGAUAGCCACGAAGGACUCCGAGUAUCUACAAGCUUCAAUGUCUACAGCAAUCCGGAGGACAUUUCCAUGUACCACCCAGAAUCAGCAUACUCUUUAGACGACGGAGUAACGCAUAGCACCAAUGCGUAUGCAACUUCGCCAGAUUCACCUUUGAACAGCCCCACAGGCUGGUCACCGCUAGGUCGAAAGUCGAGCGGUGCACGACCCAGCAAUUCAUCACUAACGUCGGCUUUCUUGACAUCCGCUAGCAGCGUUGGCGAUGGUGUUACCGAUCUUCAGCACCCAGAUUCAUUCCCAGAGACUACAGCACCACUGUUACAUUUCGCAGUAGCCGGUGGUCACAUCGACACACUGCGACUACUACUCCAGCGAUAUGACGUCAAUGUAAAUAGUCGCGAUAAUGCGGGUUACACAGCUUUGCAGCGUGCAGUCAUGGCUGGACGCACCGAUAUGGCGGCCACGCUACUCGAACAUGGAGCUGUUGUCGACGGUGACGAUAGUUGGACCGCAGAACUGACAGGUCACCAUGCCAAGAUAGAAGUAUAAUGACGAGUCAAUGUCCUCAUUCAUUCAUUUCUUAUUCUUGUCUAUCUAUCCCGAAUCCAGAAUAUCCCACGCAGAGUGUACAUUUUUAUGCCCUUUUCUUCAUCCUUCGGUGUUGAGAUACUCCGCCUACUUCUGCUGUUGUACUUACCUAUUGGGGGAGUUUCGGGGGCCUUGUCAUGUCAUGCUAUGUUAUGUGUUUAUGUCUUUUUGAUCUAGCCCGUAUCGU
This is a messenger RNA of Hypoxylon trugodes, 2169 nucleotides long. RefSeq lists its product as uncharacterized. The transcript is spliced from 3 exons. The coding region runs from base 735 to 1943 and encodes 402 amino acids. Lineage: Eukaryota; Fungi; Ascomycota; Sordariomycetes; Xylariales; Hypoxylaceae. Gene Ontology annotation, molecular function: protein binding. The record is from RefSeq and is a predicted model, not a curated record.